Molecule: messenger RNA, 888 nt
Organism: Ixodes scapularis (black-legged tick)
Lineage: Eukaryota; Metazoa; Arthropoda; Arachnida; Ixodida; Ixodidae
Gene: trsn
Product: translin
Exons: 6
Coding region: 98-793 (231 amino acids)
Biological process (GO): RNA metabolic process
Cellular component (GO): nucleus; cytoplasm
Molecular function (GO): single-stranded DNA binding; RNA binding; sequence-specific DNA binding
Source: RefSeq, a predicted model, not a curated record
AAUCCAAGCCAAACUGUCAAAGCAGCGCCGCAAACUUUCAGGGACGCCGGUCGAGCUCGUUUUUUUCACGUGGUGCUUUUUCUAAAAGCUGCGAAACAUGGCCCAGUCGAUGAGCGAUAUCUUCCUGUCUUUUCAGCAGUAUCUGGAAACCGAGCAGGACCUAAGAGAGGAAAUCCGGGUGGUAGUGAGAGAGCUGGAGCAGACUGCCCGCGGCAUCCUGACCAUUCUGCAGGGCAUUCACCAACCGGACGGCCUCUCUAAGAUUCCAGAGCUUUGUCAGAAGUCAAAAGCUGCAUUUGCAAAUGUGAAAAAUCAGUUCCAAGUGCUCAAGUCUAAGGUUCCUGAGAAUCAGUACUACCGGUUCCACGACCACUGGCGCUUUGUGAGCCAGCGCCUGGUGUUCCUGGCGGCCCUCACGACCUACCUCGAAUCGGAGACCCUGAUCCAGAGGGAGGAGGUGGCCGCCAUGCUUGGGGUAUGCGUAGAUCACAACAAAGGAUUCCAUAUUGACCUGGAUGAUUAUCUGUCUGGACUACUGAUGCUUGCAGACGAACUUAGUCGCUUUGCGGUGAAUAGUGUCACCUCGGGAGACUAUAGCUGGCCGCUGAAGAUCUCUCGCUUUGUGACCGAGAUGAACCUGGGCUUCCGCCUGCUUAACCUGAAGAACGACAUGCUGAGGAAGAAGUUUGAUGCCCUCAAGUACGACCUCAAGAAGGUCGAGGAAGUCGUGUACGACCUGUCGAUUCGAGGCCUUAAGCCGUCCGGCGACGCCCAACCUCCUACUGACGCCUAGUCACAUAGGCGGGACUUUGCGAGUUGUGUCUCAGUACUUCUUUAUUUUCCAUUUUUUUUUCAAUCUUUCUGAAUAAAAGGAGGAAAGUCCUUUCA